AUGGUGUACAAGAUCAUAUCAAAAGUGUUGGUGAAUCAUUUGAAGAAAUUCAUGAGCAGCUUGAUAGAUCCGCCGGCGCCGCCCUCCUACGAUCGGAGCUCAGUUCCAGCUAAUGAUGCGUACUCCAAGUUUUUCAGCAGCGUUGCCGCCGACGCGCAGAACAUGGAGUCUAUGAUGGUCCAAAUCGCGCCGCCGAACGCGGUCAUUGGCACUGUAAUGCUCACCGUCGACGACCUCCGGAAGCUAAAGGAGAUGGUUUCCACCAAAGUGAACGACUCCGCUUUCCGCUGCUCCAACAUCGUGGCGACCUACGCUUACGCGUGGGUUUCCCUCGUCAAAGCACGAGGGCACAACGAGGACACCACUGCUCACAUGGCGUUCCCCGGAAACUGCAGGGAGCGGAUUCAGCCCCCGCUACCAGCGGAGUACUUCAGCAACUACAUCGGCGGCAACUUCGUCCAUGCGAAGGCCGUCGACCUCGCGGGAGAAGAUGGGGUGGCGGCGGCGGCUCGACUCAUCGGGGAAGCCAUCGAACAGUUUAAGGAAGACCCUCUGAAGGAUGCAGCCAAGUGGAUGGACAGGUACCAGGCGAUCGCGCUGCAGAGGCCUCUGAGCGUUGCGGGGUCGCCGGGUUUCAAGAUUUACGACGUGGAUUUCGGGUGGGGAAGGCCGGUGAAGGUGGACAUGCCGUCGAUAUCGUGGGGAGGGCCAUUUCGGUGUCGGAGAGCAGAGAUGAGAUCCGCAGAGUGGAAAUCUGUUUGGUGGUGUCCAAAGACUGAGAUGGAUGAGUUUGAGGCUCACUUCUCAAAUGGUCUAAAACUGCUGCAGUGA
Molecule: messenger RNA, 831 nt
Organism: Zingiber officinale
Lineage: Eukaryota; Viridiplantae; Streptophyta; Magnoliopsida; Zingiberales; Zingiberaceae
Product: phenolic glucoside malonyltransferase 1-like
Exons: 1
Coding region: 1-831 (276 amino acids)
Source: RefSeq, a predicted model, not a curated record